CGACGACGACGACGAGGAGGAGGAGGCGGAGGAGGAGGAAGAGGAGGCCGACCAACAAGAUGGCCCCUGCUGCAGGAGCAGCCUCAGCAGCAGCAGGUGGGGGGCUGGAGGCGGCGCUGGCGGUGGCGGCGACGGCCGUGGCCCGGCGGCCUGGGACAGAGUCAGAGUCGAUGGUGGCGGCGGCGGCGGCGGCUGCCGCGACGGUGGCGACGGCCGCAGGGACUCGGAGCUGAGAGGAGCUGCUGCUCGGACCAGCGCGGUUAUAUUUCACACUAUGUGCUGACUGUAUCUACAGAAGAUAUUUAAAAAAAAGAUAAACAUUUUUCAAAGAUUUUGAUUCCAGUGGAAUCUUUGCUUUAGAAUUUUUUUGUGUGUGUUUGUGUGUUGGUGAAUUGUAACUCCAGAAGCAAUGCCUGUACAAGCUCCACAAUGGACGGAUUUCCUCUCCUGCCCAAUUUGCACUCAGACUUUCGACGAAACAAUUCGAAAGCCCAUCAGUUUGGGCUGUGGCCAUACUGUAUGCAAGAUGUGCCUGAAUAAACUCCACCGUAAGGCUUGUCCAUUUGACCAGACCACUAUAAAUACAGACAUUGAGCUCCUUCCUGUGAACUCUGCGUUGCUGCAGCUAGUGGGUGCUCAGGUCCCUGAGCAACAGCCCAUUACUUUGUGUAGUGGGGUUGAAGACACCAAGCAUUAUGAAGAAGCUAAGAAAUGUGUAGAAGAAUUAGCAUUGUAUCUGAAACCACUCAGCAGUGCUAGAGGAGUUGGUCUGAAUAGCACUACUCAGAGUGUCUUGAGUCGCCCAAUGCAGAGGAAGCUUGUAACUCUGGUCCACUGCCAACUAGUUGAAGAAGAAGGCAGGAUUCGUGCCAUGAGGGCUGCUCGGUCUUUAGGUGAACGAACUGUUACAGAGCUCAUUCUCCAGCACCAGAAUCCUCAACAGCUUUCUUCCAACCUCUGGGCAGCAGUCAGGGCUAGGGGCUGCCAGUUCCUGGGACCAGCAAUGCAGGAGGAAGCUCUAAAGCUGGUUUUGCUGGCCUUGGAAGAUGGUUCUGCUUUGUCACGAAAAGUAUUGGUUCUCUUUGUGGUACAGAGAUUAGAGCCACGUUUUCCUCAAGCCUCCAAAACUAGCAUUGGACAUGUUGUUCAGCUCCUUUAUAGAGCCUCCUGUUUCAAGGUGACCAAACGUGAUGAAGACUCUUCUCUGAUGCAGCUGAAAGAAGAAUUUAGAACAUAUGAAGCCCUGCGGCGAGAGCAUGACUCCCAGAUAGUACAGAUUGCUAUGGAAGCAGGCUUAAGAAUUGCUCCAGACCAAUGGUCCUCUUUACUCUAUGGAGACCAAUCUCACAAAUCUCACAUGCAGUCCAUUAUUGACAAGUUGCAGACUCCAGCCUCUUUUGCACAGAGUGUUCAGGAACUAACAAUUGCUCUCCAGCGAACUGGAGACCCAGCAAACUUGAAUCGACUAAGACCUCAUUUGGAACUACUAGCAAAUAUUGACCCCAGUCCAGAUGCCCCUUCUCCUACAUGGGAACAACUGGAAAAUGGGUUGGUUGCUGUGCGCACAGUGGUACAUGGGCUGGUUGAUUAUAUCCAGAACCAUAGCAAAAAAGGAGCAGAUCAACAGCAGCCUCCACAGCAUAGCAAAUAUAAAACAUACAUGUGUCGAGAUAUGAAGCAGAGGGGAGGAUGUCCUCGUGGAGCCAGCUGCACAUUUGCACACUCUCAAGAGGAACUGGAAAAGUUUCGUAAAAUGAACAAACGCCUGGUUCCCCGAAGACCCCUUAGUGCCUCUUUGGGUCAGCUUAAUGAAGUGGGACUUCCUUCACCAGCUAUCCUUCCAGAUGAAGGUGCAGUGGAUCUGCCCAGCAGGAAACCUGCUUUGCCUAAUGGAAUUGUAUCAGCUGGGAAUACAGUAACACAGCUGAUUCCACGUGGGACAGACCCCAGUUAUGAUUCUAGUCUGAAACCAGGAAAGAUAGAUCAUCUGAGCAGUAGUGCUCCUGGAUCCCCUCCUGACUUGCUGGAAUCUGUCCCUAAGAACAUUUCUGCCUUACCUGUUAAUCCACAUCCUGUACCUCCAAGGGGGCCAACGGAUAUGCCUCCCAUGCCUGUCACUAAACCUCUUCAGAUGGUACCACGAGGUUCUCAGUUAUAUCCAGCACAACAAGCAGAUGUUUAUUAUCAGGAUCCUCGGGGAACUGCACCACCUUUUGAACCAGCACCUUAUCAGCAGGGUAUGUACUAUACUCCACCACCACCAUGUGUGUCCCGCUUUGUCCGACCUCCACCAUCUGCUCCUGAACCUGCUCCUCCCUACUUGGAUCAUUAUCCACCCUACCUCCAAGAACGUGUUGUAAAUUCUCAGUAUGGCACCCAGCCACAACAGUAUCCACCUAUGUACCCACCUCACUAUGAUGGCCGCCGAGUAUACCCUGCUCAGUCUUACACAAGAGAGGAGAUUUUCCGAGAAAGCCCUAUACCCAUUGAGAUUCCACCUGCAGCAGUGCCAUCCUAUGUGCCAGAGUCUAGAGAAAGAUACCACCAGGUGGAGGGUUACUAUCCAGUGGCUCCUCAUCCAACUCAGAUCAGACCUUCAUACCCCAGAGAACCUCCUUAUGGUCGGCUUCCUCCUCCCCAACCCCAUCCUAGUCUGGAUGAACUACAUCGCAGACGAAAGGAGAUAAUGGCCCAACUAGAGGAAAGAAAAGUUAUCUCUCCACCUCCUUUUGCACCAUCACCAACAUUGCCUCCUACAUUCCAUCAGGAGGAAUUUUUGGAUGAAGAAUUGAAGGCAGCUGGGAAAUACAAAGGAAAUGAUUAUAGCCAAUACUCUCCUUGGUCAUGUGAUACCAUCGGCUCCUACAUUGGAACCAAAGAUGCAAAACCCAAAGAUGUUGUGGCAGCAGGGAGUGUGGAAAUGAUGAACGUGGAAAGUAAAGGAAUGAGAGACCAGCGAUUGGAUCUUCAGAGAAGAGCAGUAGAAACCAGUGAUGAUGAUCUCAUCCCUUUUGGAGACCGACCAACAGUCUCUCGGUUUGGUGCCAUCUCUCGAACAUCUAAAACAAUAUAUCAGGGUGCUGGCCCAAUGCAGGGUAUGGCACCUCAGGGAGCACCUACAAAAUCUAUGAACAUUUCAGAUUAUAGCCCAUAUGGAACCCAUGGUGGCUGGGGAGACUCUACAUAUUCACCUCAUCCAAACAUACCUUCUCAGGGACACUUCAGUGAAAGGGAGAGAAUGCCUAUGUCAGAUGUAACAAGUCAUGGAAAACCUCUUCCAUCUAUUGAGCGAGAACAACUUCGGCUAGAAUUACAGCAACUGAACCAUCAAAUAAGCCAACAAACACAGCUACGUGGACUAGAGGCUGUUACCAACAGGCUAGUAUUGCAGAGAGAGGUGAAUACCCUAGCAGGCCAGCCACCACCACCUCCAAAAUGGCCUGGGAUGAUCUCAAGCGAGCAACUGAGUUUGGAACUGCAUCAAGUGGAAAGGGAAAUUGGGAAGAGAACGCGGGAACUAAGUAUGGAGAGCCAAUGUUCUGUGGAUAUGAAAACCAAGUUGAAUACAAGUAAGCAAGCAGAAAAUGGACAGCCAGAACCACAAAACAAAGUCCCAGCAGAGGACCUUUCGUUGUCAUUCAGUGAUAUACCAAAUGGAUCAGCCUUGACACAAGAAAAUAGCAGCCUCCUGUCAAACAAGACCAGCGCUUUGAACCUAUCAGAAGAUCCCGACGGAGGAGGAGAUAACAAUGACUCCCAGAGAUCAGGAGUUACUGCCAGUUCGGCUCCCUAAAAUAUGGAAGUCCUACUUCUAACUUCUGCUCCUAAUCAAUUUGUGGGGCAUAGGGGUAGAAGAAUGGAUAACUUCUGAACUUUUUCUCUGAGUGGUCAACAACAUCCAAGAAAAGCACCAGAGGCAAUGUGCACAAACACCACUACUAAACAAACCCUGCACAUAGUUCACAUUAAUGCAUUUUUUAAUUUAAAGAAAAAAUUAGCAGUAUCUGCAAGCAAUUCAGAUUAAAUUUGUUUUUGUUCUGUGAAUGAACUUUAUUUUAAUAACUUUGGACGCCUUGGAUCCAGGGCUUUAAAAAAGAAGAUAUUAUAUAUACACUCUGUUUGAUUAAUUGUAUGAUCUUAAUGAAGUAGGUUUUUCUUGUACUUUGGUAUUAUUACAUACCCAGUGUAUAAUUCCUUGCUCCCAGUCCUUUCCAGUUUGUACAAUCCCAUAACUAAAACAGACAAGCACCAAUAUUUUGAGGAAUUUUUUGGUGCUUGAGAAAUAGGUGGUAAUAGAUUGGGCUGUUAGAAAAUGUGCAACAAACUACAUUUAUUGGAAUAUUUUUCCUUUGUGAAUCAUUAGCUUCUAUGGGUAGAUAUUUUUUCUUAUGACAUUAAAACUUUGAGGGGGAUAGGGUUUGGGAUUCAACUUUUCAAAGAUAAAUAGACAAUUUUUUUAAGUUACCCAUUUUCACGUUAAGAUUUUUUACAUUUUCUUCAUAUAAUCCAAAAGCCUAUUCAGUGCUUACAUUGUUUAAUUAGAUUUAAAUAAUGAACUCUAAGCUGGGUGUGGUGGCUCACACCUAUAAUCCCAGCCCUCAGGAGGCUGGAACAGAAAUGAAUUUGAGGCCUGUCUGGGUUACAACGUUAAGACCCUUUAUCAGGCAACCCCUGCCACCCACCCACCCCCAAACAAGAAUGAACUUGUUAGCACUUGAAGACACACAGUUUUAUGUAUUGCCUGUGUUGCACUCCAAAUGGUUGGUAAUUUGAAGCUGUGCUUUCCAAACUAAACUUUUACUGAAGUCCUAGAAUGCCCUAAAAAUCAGGACAAUAAACCUGUUUUAAAACUGUAACACUUGAUUUGAACUUAAAAUAAACAGGGACAUACUACUUCAAUGGAUGUUUUUAUUUUACUCUCAAAACAUAAAAGCAUAAAAGGGACUUGCAAGUAAAUACUUCCUGAGUCUUAAGAACAGUUUAUGAAUUGACUACUUGUUACUACCUUGUUAGCCUAACUACGAAUACCUUGAGAGUUUUCAUAGACUUAUUUUUUUGGACUGGCAUUAAAAAAAAAACUUUAUGAAACUGUUGGAAACAUAAGGAACAAUUUUUUUAAUUUAGUUUUGCUGCACAUACUCUAAUGCCACAACUCUAAGCCCUGUAAAGUCAGUUUAGUGGGGAUUGUUUCAUAUAAUCACUCUCCAUUCUUCUGUUUGCGUGAUGUUCAAUUUUCCUUUCUAGAUUAUACUACUAAAUCAGAAAGCACUGGUUAUGUAAUAAGUUACUGCAUUGCUUUGGUUGGGUAAAAGCAAAAGUUUUAUGUUUUUCUUGUUUCUUACAUUCUUAGCCCUUAACUCCUGCUGAGGUCAAAACAACCUCAGUCUAAGCUCUGUCCAUCAUAUUGCUAACUGAAACAAGUGGGGUGGGGGGUGGGAAGGGUAAUAUAGUCCUGCCAUUGCCUACCAGUAGGAGAGUCCAAACAGAACACUCAUUUGAGUAGCAAUUAUUUAAUUUGCCCAGUCAAGGCACCGUGUUUAUAUACUAUUUCACAUUGAAUUUGAUUAUGCCCUACAGACCUGGCUGGUCAAGGAUUUGAUAUACACAUAUUGGCUUGGGAUUCGAGCUUUCUUUUUUAUUUAAAUAAAAAUUUAUAUAUAUUAUAUAUAUAUACAUAUAUACAUAGCUAUAUCUGUAUAUAUAUCGGGUAUGUUUUAAAGAUUUCUUCGCAUGAGCGCAGCUGUUGCGAUAAAACGACUGAUUGGGAGGUAGACGCACUGAGUGAAGGUGAGGCGUUUUUCAGUUGAUGCGUACAUUUCCCUUUUAAUUUUAAAUAUACAUCUGCACAUUUGCUUUUUUGGCUUUUUUUUUUCUUUUUUAGCUAAAAGCCCUCUUACAUUUAUACUUAAUACUUAUUAUUUAUUGGGAGAAGGAAAGAAACUUUUGUUAGGUCUGACAGUAGUUUUUAUUCUCUGCAUGUCUAAUAAAAGGCAACAACAUUAUUUCUAGCCUCCUAUAGGCAGAUUUAAGCAGAUCUCAUUUCUCCUUUGGGCAUGUCAGAUAAUUCUUAAGUUUUAGAAGUUGUUAAUUUUGGAAGUUAGAAUGAUCCUGGUAUUAGAAAAAAAAUCAAGUAUUGGUUUGUUAAAAGUUCAGCAUAAAAAUAAACUUCCACUAUGGUUAUAUGAGGAAACCCCCAAAUAAUUCAUAUUCUGUUGCUCUUAUGUUCUCUCAAUACACUAGUAUCCUUUUAUGUUUUUUCAUGUUGGGCUCAAAAUAUGUCUCUUAAAAUGUAGCCUGAAUUCUGUUUGUCCCUCUCCAAGGACCCAUUAUCUCCAAGCAAUCUGUUUGAGUUACAAAGGCAAACCAGUAUUAUAUCCCAUUGCUCCUAUAAUUUAGCUAUUUUAAAUAUUUUUAAAUGGCCCUUCUGCCAUACCUAGCUUUGAAGGGCAUUUCUCCAUCUUUUAUUUUACUUUUUUUUUUUUUUUAUGAAGAACCAACAAAUGAAAAUGGCUAUUGGGCCAUAACUUCUGGACUAGUGUUUUUGUCGAAAUCUGAAGAGCAUUAAUUUUUACUUUUGCCUUUAGAGACAUAAAUAAAUUAAACCAAUCAGACAGGAUACAAAGCUUUUGUGCCCCUCCCCCCCAGGCAAGAGUCUCACCACAGAACCUUUGCUGGCUUUGAACUUGAGGUCCUCCAGCUUCAGCCUCCCAAAUGCUGGGAUUUUAGGCAUGUGCCACCCAUGCCCAGCAAUUUUUAUGUUUUCCUUUUUUUUUUUUUAAUAAUUUCUUCUGGAGAUGACUAUAUGCUUUUCAUUGAAUUCAAAACCAAGAAUCAUCUCAGAUGAACAUGAAAAAUUCUGGAAGGGUUAAGAUAGGACUAAGGAACACUGUGUUCACACUUGUUUAUAUGACAAAGCCAGGAUUUUGUUGUAGUGAAUAUAAAAGUAUUUUGGCUUAAUUUUAUUUUCACUAAGUCUCUGGAAAGGGGUAGACCUGAGAAUAAGACAUCUAGCCUCAGUUUCCUGUCUUACAUGUUAUUUGCGUAAUUAAUAGUAUAACAAGAUAAGUGUAAUAGCUGCUACCCUGUUCUAGAUAAUUUACAGAGCCUGAUGUGACCAAAGAGCCAUUCCUUAAUACUUUUUAAUUAAUAGGAAGUUGUUGUAUUAUAAGUUUCUAGUAGUAAUAAUUCAAAUGAUAAGACACUAUUUUCACUGUCAAUUACAAAUAUUCAACUACUCAGAAUGUAUAAAAAUUGGUUUGGUACAGUAUUAAUGUAGAUGAUUCCCUUCUCUCAUUUCCCUUCCUUUCUCCUAUUCUUUCCCAUGUAUUUAUUCUUUUGCCUAAAAGGCAGAAAAUUGCUAUAAUUCUCAUUUGCUAUUUUGAGUACAUAAUUCCAUCAGACCUACAAGCUGCAGUGUUGGAGCUUAAAAUUUAAUUCCUAAGUUUUCCCAUGACUGCUUUUUCCCCCACCACCCUUCCUUUUCCAUGCUGCAAUUUCCCCUUGACUUACCCAAUCUGUAACAGUGACAGUUUGCUGCCUCAAAACAGAGCAUUCAGAUGAAUUCGCUUAGCCAAUAACUUCUGUGAAGUUGCCUUUUCUAAUGGUGUUAUUACUCAGUGAUGCACAAAUGUGGUAUUUGCCCUACUGGCAGGCAAGCAAAGGUCUAGUAAAAAUGGUAACCUGCUGUUUUCUUUAAAGGAGAGCCAAAGACUUGUGCUUUACUCUGUUUUGGUUUAAGGGGAAUUGGUAGUCAUUUCGAUAGUAUUUGUUAAGUUGAUUAUAUGGUGUAGAUGUUUAAAGUUAACUGUUAAAGUUAGCUGGCCUUAUAAAAUGUAAAAGUAUGAAAAUCCAUCAGUUUCUCUAAACCAGUCAAUAUCAAUCUAAAUAACACUAUGUUUAAGCAAUUUUCCCCAACCUUUUUGAGUUUAUCUUAUUCUGAUAGUAUCUGCUGUGUUUUUAUGCAUUUCCUACUUGUGCCUAUGGGUCAGUACACUUUCACUAUGGUCAAACCACGGGAGUGGGUAAUGUUCCUGAGCACAUGACUUGUACAUGUUCAAAUUAUGUUUAUAUUCAGAGAAAAAUAGAAGGUUCGUUUCACUAACCAGGCACAUACACAAAUUGUGAUGCAUAAAAGUUUCACCAUGUUUUACACAUUUUGCUCAUUUUGAAGACUCUAGUGAAGAUUAGGUAUAAAAUCUUGUCUCUAAAAGCCAUCUGUAAUGAUUUAUAUCCUAGUAACUUUGUCAGAAAGAAUUAAUAACAUGUCUGCAAAUUAACUCUUGUGUUACUUAGAUUUUUGCCCUAUAAAGAUUUCAAGUGUGUUGACAUUUUGUUGAUAAAUGGUGAUAGUGUUCCAAGAUGAUCUCUUUUUCCCCUGGAAAUAAAAGACAGAGGUCCUAAACUGAAACACAUUUUGCUCUCAGCCAUAGGAACUGAACAGUCUCUUGCCAUCAUUACCUGUGUGCUUGUUUUGUUGGUCCACAUGUAUAUCCCCUUGGACAACUUUGGUUUUAUAUUUAUUUGUUGCUUCAGUCUAGCUUUAUGAAAUUUUCUGCUGAAAGGACUUGCUGAGAAUUGUUGAUGAAUUGAAGCUCAUAUUUUUUUAAAGUUCUUAAUUCAGCUUUUCUGAGCCACUUCAAAAAAGAAUGAUGUUUUUGUCAAAAGGUACUAUUAUAGAAAAUAACAGUGUUUGGAUUUUUAAGAUUUUCUGUGAUUGCUAAAGGUGUUUUUAUAAGUAACAGAUUAUAAUUGAUAAAUAAUGUUAUAUUAAUAAAGAAAAACUACCAACACCAGGAAUAAGAAACACCUUACAACAAUAAAUAUAUUCCCUAUAGGUGGAUUUUUGAUGUUGUACUGAAUAAAUUGGGUAAAGAGCCCUUAGAAAUCCUUUCUGAUAAUAGAACUUACCUUUCCACUGGAGUCCUUAUUUUAAGAAUGUCUGGGUUUUCAGACAAAAACUGAAUUCCCCUACAGUUGCCCCUGAGCAAAACACAUCUGUAGAGAAACCUUUAUUUUUACAAGAAAUAAGGUACAAUGUCUCAAAGUGGUAAACUUAAACCUUAAGACAAUAUUGUUUUCCAAAAAGUUAUAUUUAGAAAAAUGAAAUCCUGUGGAGUUUGUUAUCUUGCUACAUAUUAUAUACUAGAUAUGAUGAUUUAUUUUCAUGUGUAAGUCUCACUGCUUCUGGUUUGUUCUUCGUUUGCUUUGCUUUUAUGCCUUGGCAGGCAGAGCUCACAAGUCUUUGGCUUCCAUGUUAGGUUGUUCUCGGAGUCAUCUUAUAACUGGAAACUGUCAGGUGGUCCCCACCUCAGUGAGUACACAAAGGGUAAAGAACCAGAUGGAAACAAAUAUUGAGUGGAUAACUGGCUUUUUUUUUCUUGCCUGAUUUUUAAAAGAUUAUUAUUUGUAUAACUUCUCCAUUGGUAUUUUCACAAUAUCUGAACCAUCCCAUAAAAUACUCCUCUGACUUAAAGGCAUUUAAGGCUUUUACUGCUGAAUUUUACAUCUCCUGUUCAACUAAGAAACUAUCUUUCUUCCAUAUAUAUGUAUCCUAAAUUUUCAUAAUUACUCCUUAUUCAUCUUUUGUCUUUUUCCCUCCUGGGAGUGAAAGAACAUUUGAAAAAUUAAUUUUAUUCACUGGUCAUGGGCCUCAUUAUAUCUUUCUUUAUGAUAAAUCUAUGGCUUUUUUAACUUUAUGAGGAAUUUAUAACUUUGCCAUCCACAGUGGAAAAAGUGAAUUAAGGUAAUGAAGAAGAACUUUCACCCACUUAAACAUUUUCCAGUUGUGAGAUUCCUCUUCAUGUCUGUGGUCUCUUCCUUGUUGCCCUUUUUCCUGACUAUGUAUGGUCAACUGGUCUUUUGGCUCAUACCAGUCUCCCCGAGACAUUCUGCAGUCAUUAUCACCUUUUUGGGUGGAUUUGUUUUAUUUUGUUCUUUUUUGUUGAAAAAAAAAAACUUUUUAACAUUGAUGCAUAUUUGCUUGGGAUAGAGCUUGUGUAAUUUACCAAUCGUAUUGAUUGUAUGUGAUUGUGCCCUGCGGAGGUAUACUUAACAUGAUAAAGUAAUCUAGGUUAAUAAAGGAGCCCAUGAGAUUUGAGUCAGGUUAGAAGUGACUAUGAAAUCACAGUUGUGGAUAGUGAGAAUUCUUUUGUUCUUAUAAAUCAGUGCCACGUACAAUACCAUUUUUUAAAGGUUUUCUUGCAUUUCUAUUUUUUCCCACUGCCUCAGCGCCCUUUUUUCUCAUCUGUCUCUACCCAUUGGUUUAGAAAGUUAAAAACAUUUAGCCUUAAAAUGGCAGCAGUUUUAUAAAUUGUUGAAUUUUGUGAAAUUUUACUUUUUCCAGAUGUUUCCAAUUUUUAAAAGAAAAGACAAAAUAUAAAUGGGUUGGAAUUUCACAAACUGAAUAAUUCCUUAGCAUCUGGCAAACUGAAGUUUUAUUUGAAGAUUUUAUCUUCUGAAAAUUUUGGGAUAGGAAAAAGAAUCCUGUUUGCAAUGGGAAAGUUCUUCUCUUUUUAAAAUCCUUUUAAUAUUUACAGUUCUUUUGCAGAUGAGGUGGAAGAAAAGAAACAGUAGAUAGAAAUGUGUUUAGGGCAGCAGAACUCUGGGUCAUUAUAAGCACAUGUUCCACUGGUUGCAGAUAUUGGGGAGGAUUGGGGCCAUCUCAAUUUUGUAUUAUUUGUGUGCAUGUUGUUUAUAUUAAUUAAUAAUGCCACAUUUUGUUAAAAUGCAUUUCUCUUGUUACCUUGGAAACUGACUCAGCCUCUUGUUGCUCCAAUUAGGGUUUAAGGCUCAUGUGAGCUGCAGAUAAAAGGAUUCAUUUAACAAGAAGGAGGUGAUUCACCUUUUGGAUUGUAAAUAUAUGAAAGUGUCUACAAGGUCUUUAUCUGCUUUCUGUCAGCAUUUAUAUUAAAUGAUAAAUUAAUGAGGAGGAA
Jaculus jaculus (lesser Egyptian jerboa) is the source of this 10931-nucleotide messenger RNA. RefSeq names its product ring finger and CCCH-type domains 1 (gene Rc3h1). The coding region runs from base 410 to 3793 and encodes 1127 amino acids. Lineage: Eukaryota; Metazoa; Chordata; Mammalia; Rodentia; Dipodidae. Gene Ontology annotation, molecular function: metal ion binding. The record is from RefSeq and is a predicted model, not a curated record. The transcript has 20 exons.